Molecule: messenger RNA, 3346 nt
Organism: Hermetia illucens (black soldier fly)
Lineage: Eukaryota; Metazoa; Arthropoda; Insecta; Diptera; Stratiomyidae
Exons: 5
Coding region: 1341-2984 (547 amino acids)
Biological process (GO): regulation of DNA-templated transcription
Molecular function (GO): DNA-binding transcription factor activity
Source: RefSeq, a predicted model, not a curated record
UGGCCCAGCUCAGUCCUGCACAAAAUCUACGAGUGAAAAGAAGUCAAAGUGUCCGCUGUCCGUUCGUCCAACAAAUCUGAGUCAAAACGCAACAAAGGUGUCAUUAUCAAGUCAAUUACGUGCACGUGUAGCGAUCGCCAAAUUCAUUGUUGUCAUCUGAGUAUCGCGCCGCCCCUACCCCUCGCCUACAUGGAAAAUUGGUCGUAUCCAUUCAGGGAUUUUUCUUAAUUGUGUUUUUUUCGUUUCCAUCUCGAUUGUUCUGUUUCGUAAUUUUCAGUGUUUGGUAUCUGCACGAGUGGUUUUGUGUUUUCGCUAAUUCCCCAGAUACUUUUCGUUGAUUUUUCGGUUGGUUGGAAGACGAUUUCCGGCCCGGGUUUGAACAAGGAAUUGGGAGAAUUGUUUUCGUGGAUUUUCUGCCUUGAACUGGUGUUGUUCGAACUCUUCCGAGAGUGUUGGUAUCUAAUGCAAGUGCUGCAGUCGCGUAAUAUGAAAGUGGUGUCCAGUGAAGGUAGCGCUUCCGUGUCUGUUCAAUUUUCGGCUGUGUUGGCCGCCGUCCUCGCGUCCGUUUGCUCCUUCAUGCGCUGUGUCGUCCCCAGUGUCCAGACUCUAGUUGUUGACCCCUCAACGUACUGUCCCACCUCGACGCCCACCACGGACUCGUGUAUGCACUGUUCCCAUUGUUGCGAGUGUGUUUCUAAGCGAAUGCAACAAGUUUUUAAGUUUAAGAAGUCAACAGACGGUUUGCGUGGCUUCAAGCGGUUCGGUCACUUGAAGAACAAUAACUUGAACAUUAUUAUCGGCUCGUGGCGUGGUUCAAUGAGAAUUAUUUGUGGAAUGCACAAUAACAUGGUCAUGAUGAGAGCUUGAAAAGCUAAAGCCAGGUGCGCUUUUCAGCAGCGGUCUCUCAAGACUUUAAAAUUUCCAGAAAACUAUACGGAGAUUUAUCUUCUCAUAUAAAAUGGCUUUCCGCACGAAAUCAGUCUGCCAUAAACGGCUUGAAGAAUCAUCAUCAAUCGACAACAACACAAAUAUCUACGUUGAAUCAGAUAAAUACGAUACCAGUCCGCCAAUUGGAUUAUACGGAGGAAUUGAUUGCUUUGAAGGAGAUCAAUUCGCAGAGCGACAACUAUAUUACCCCUCACGAGGACGAGAUCUAUCAAUUCGACGAUUUAGAUCUAUUGGAACAGAAUCUGCCGAAUUCAAGGUUAGAGGAGGAGGAUACUUUGAAUACGAUAUUUGGAACGAUCAUACCAAGCGAAGAGGAAAUUAUACCAAUAUCACCAACUGUAACAGCUUCGAAUCAAUUACUGGAGAAAUCUUUAACGGAAACAACUGCAAUCAUGGGGAUUUCGAAGGAUGCGCAAGAGAUUCGGUCUCUAGCGCAGCCAGACGCUCUGGAGUACGUUAAGGAUGAAUUAGAUAUGGAAUUAGAUGAAUUGAAUAAUGGAAUAAACACAGUGGAGUUAAUCUUUGCCAAUACCCAAGCACAACAAGGCGCAGUCAGUUGUGUUAACAAUCUGCAGCAGCAGCAGCAACAACAACCGAGAGAAAUAUAUAAUCAAAAUCUAUCUAAUACGGAUAAUACUUGUUUAAAUCAAGUUAUAAAUCAACAACACGAUUUACUAGACGUGCUACAUUUGAAUCAAACCUAUCAACAAAUACCAGCAACAGUUGAGACAGCAUCUACGUCAACGACUUCAGCUUCAACGUUUUCGCAACAAAAUCAACAUCAAAUUUUCAAUUUAAUUAACAACAGUCCUAGCACAAUGUACAACGACAUGGAGGACUACUUUUUCAACAUAUCCGAUCAACAGCUUCUCAUGCAGGACAAAGAUAAGAUAGCUGACGAUAACAAUCAGGACGACGAAUUGAACACCCCAGCAAUUUCGAUUAAUGCUUUCCCACCUCAUUUCGACAUGGAAACCGAAGAGACGUUCACUUACACAUAUGAAGACAAAGAGAUGAUCCUGACAUCAACACAAGAAAUGAUUAUAGAUAAUGGCAUAUCAACGGAAGAUCUUACGGCUUAUAUUGACACGAUUUAUGAUAAGGGUGCAUCCACUUCGGAUGAAAUUAUUAUCGAUGAUUUCCCACAUGGUGGUGAAACUUGCAAGGAUGAUAUCAAACUUGAAGUUGAUCCAAUGUUGAGCAUUGGACUAAAAACCGAGCCAACUUUGGUCGAAUCGUCCGACGACCCCGAUAGCCCAAUUGGACAAAACGAUGAUAAUGAAUCAAUUAUUAAUGUGCAAAUAGAUGGAAAAGCUGCGGAACAACUUCUUGGAUUGCUCGAAUAUGCCAAUAGCGGUCGAAUCGAUAAUACACUUAGCACAGUGAUUUCCACACCAGUCAAAAAGUUCAAACGAAUCCACCCGUUGAGUGUGAAUAUUCCAGUUCCUCACUCUGUGCAGUCUAAUGAACCAACAACAGCCCAAGUCGUCGACACAAUCUUCACUUGGGAUAAUGAUAGUAAUGAUGGAAUCAUCGACUCAACCCCACCAUCCGCCAGCAAUUCCACCGCUAUCUGCCAAGAAUCUUCCUCAACAGUUUUCCAAUUCGAAGACAUAACCCAAUCGUCUCUAAUCUCAUCGAUUGAUGAUAGCCAUUUGGAUAGUUCCGACAUAGCUUCAACUGCACCCCCUACACCAUACUCUUGUGCAUCGUACGAGACUACCAGCAAUCCGGAGCGUAAACGUCGUGGACGACCACCAAAGGCUCAGAGCACCCAACCUGAUCCUGAAAAAUUGAAGCUAUUACCACCGAGUAAGCAAAAGUAUAUCCUGCAAAGAUGCAAAAACAAUGAAGCUAGUCGUCAGUCACGUUUGAAUCGUAAAAAUAAACAAGAUCAACUAAAGGAAGAGGCGCAAAUGCUGAUUAUGAUAAACCAACGUCUAAAGAGGAAGGCUGCCAAGCUAGAGAGUGCUGAAGAGACUCUGAAGCGAAUGCUGCAGCAGGACAUUGACGGAAGAGAUAGAAGAAGAAAUUAAGAUGAAUAUGUGUUAAUUUCAGUCUAGUUUUGUAGAUUUACGAUGAAAUUUUAUUGUUAUACGUUAUACUUGUACCUAAAACAAAGUAGAUUUUUUUUUGGAAGAAAAGUUAAGAAAAUUGCAUAUGAGAAAUGUUUCAAACAAAGAAGAAAAAAAAAUAAUUAAAAACGGACAUUUAAAUUGAUAUAUGCUUUAUCUACCAUCCAUAUAUUAUGUACUACUUUAUCGUUCCCGAUCCGAUCUAAUCGGGCGGAUAUAUGUUAACUUUUAUAUUUUUUACGUUCUAGCGUUUAGCAACGAAAUAGAUUUUAAGAACAAAUUGGUAAAUAAAAUUUUAUGGCUGCAAGAUGGCCUUAAAAAAA